UCAUGUUGGCCACAUUUCAUUAUAUGCACUCUAAUAAUAUCUUUUGUUUUCUCCCUCCUGGCCAGGCUACUCCAGAGACGACUGAAAUAGACUUAGAUGGAGGAAUUGAUCAAGACAUCUUUGACAUCAAUGAAGCUUUAGGACUGAACCUUUUUGAAGGAGACAUCAAGCUUGACAGGAUGCAGGAACGAAACUCCAUCAUUGGCGACGAGUAUCGAUGGCCCCACACUAUUCCCUAUGUCCUUGAAGAUAGCCUGGAAAUGAACGCUAAGGGACUCAUCCUCAAGGCAUUUGAGCAGUAUCGGCUAAAAACCUGUAUUGACUUCAAACCUUGGGAAGGAGAGAAGAAUUAUAUAUCUGUGUUCAAAGGAAGUGGUUGCUGGUCCUCAGUAGGAAACCGCCAACAGGGGCUGCAACAACUCUCGAUUGGAGCCAACUGCGACCGAAUUGGGACGAUUCAGCACGAGUUCCUUCAUGCGCUGGGAUUCUGGCAUGAGCAGUCACGAUCCGAUCGGGACGACUAUGUGUCAAUAGUGUGGGACAGAAUUCAGUCCGGUAAAGAACAUAAUUUCAAUAAAUACGAUGAUAAAACAUCAGACUCGCUGAAUGUUCCCUAUGACUACACUUCUGUGAUGCACUAUAGCAAAACUGCAUUCAGGAACGGAACUGAACCAACUAUCGUAACUAACAUACCGCACUUCAUGGACGUAAUUGGACAGCGAAUGGAUUUCAGUGAUUAUGACCUCCAGAAACUGAAUCAGCUGUACAACUGCUCCUCCUCCUUAACCUUCAUGGACACAUGCAGUUUUGAACUUGAAAAUAUAUGUGGCAUGAUUCAAAGUUCAGAUGAUAACAGUGAUUGGCAGCGUUUGUCUCAGGUUCCUGCUGGGCCAAAUACCGAUCAUACCAAUAUGGGAGAAUGCGAAGAUUCGGGCUACUUUAUGCAUUUCAAUACCAGCACUGUAGGACCGGGAAGCACAGCUGUCCUGGAGAGCCGAAUUCUGUAUCCCAAAAGAGGUUUUCAGUGCUUGCAAUUCUAUUUCUACAACAGUGGGCAUGAAAGCGACCAGCUACAUGUCUGGGUCAGGGAGUAUACUUCGGCCCAUCCCAAUGGUACUUUGAGACUCAUUGAAGAGAUAAGAGCUUCCCCUGUGGAUUACUGGCAGCUCCAUCACGUUUCUUUGAAUGUCACAAGUAAAUUCCGGGUUCUGUUUCAAGGCAUAAGAGGAACUGGCUUAUCAAACGGAGGUCUCUCUAUUGAUGACAUCAAUUUGUCAGAAACACAGUGUCCCCACCAUGUCUGGCAUGUCAGAAAUUUCACGCAUCUCCUCAACACAAGUCCUGAAGGGACAGCAGGAAGAAUAUACAGUCCACCUUUUUACUCUAGUAAAGGAUACGCUUUUCAGAUCGGCUUGUAUGUAAAUGGUACCAGUGAUAACCCAUCUAAUUUAGCAAUCUACUUGCACUUGAUUUCUGGAGCAAACGAUGAUCAGCUGCAAUGGCCCUGUGCAUGGCUACAAGGUACCAUGAUUCUGCUGGACCAGCAUCCUGAUAUUCGUCAACGGAUGUCAAACCAAAGAAGUGUAACAACAGAUCCUCUAAAAUUAUCAGGUUCCUCAUCAAAUUAUUUUUGGGAUAGACCAGAUAAAGUGGGAUCAACAGCUUAUUUUCCAAAUGGAACUACAUUCAUGAGAGGUCCAGGAAGUGGAACGAGUGCAUUCUUAACUCAUCAGAGACUUAGAAGCCGCAACUUUAUUAAAGAAGAUGGUGUUUAUAUUCUUUUAACAAUAGAAGAUAUAUCACAUCUACUGCCAGCUCAGCCAAGUGUUUCACCCACCUUUGCUAUGAAUACUUCCAACGCCAACACCAUCACGCCUACCUCCGCCACCACGACGUCCACCACCACCACUGCCAAGGCUACCACUAGACCUACCACCACCACACCAUCCAUCACAACAACCUCUAUCAUCCCGACUGAAUCCCCGGAGAUAGAUAGUCCAGAUUCCUGUCCAGACAACCCUUGUAAAAAUGAUGGCAUCUGCAUUAUUAUAGAUAAAGCACCCGUGUGCAGGUGUCCAGCAGGUGAUGAUUGGUGGUACAUGGGAGAAAAGUGUGAGAAGAAAGGCUCAGCUCAAGAAAAUAUUGUAAUAGCUGUUUCUUCAACCAUAACUGUAUUUGUUGUUAUGCUUAUUGUCACUAUCACAAGCAUAGUGUGCCUUAAAAAGAAGUACAGCCAAGGGAAGGAAAACAGCGAGAGCCUGACUCUAGAAGAAAGUAAAACAUCCUUCUGAAGAUACUGAAAGCAAGCACUAAAGACUCAAGAUGGACAUCGCUGUAAAACCACAGCCACAUCAUUAUUCUUCCUGUUAUUUUUAUCUCAGCCAUCAUGUUAAAGGAUAAUAAAGGCUGAAAAAUAAAGCACCAUCGGGAUGAAAUACCAUGCUAAAGCCAGUGAAGUGUCUGACACUGCUGUGUGUAUGUAUGCAAUGGAGAAAGCUGGAAAUAUGUUCUGUGACACGCCUGCCCUGUGCUUUAAGUCUACCUGAACGGGAAGAAAACACAUGAAACUACAUCCUGGCUUUCAGUUAACACAGUGAAGUCCAGGUUUGCCAUCUUGUUAUGAUAUAGUGGCCUUUAAUAUCAGGAAAGUGGAGUCUGUAAUCAAAGGGGAUCUGCCAGUCUUGAGUUCUGCAACAAUUUUCACAGUUUACACAGCAGUGUAACAGUAUGUGGAACAGGAGAGCAUCAGAUUCAUUAAGCUACUUGGUUAAGGACUAUUUGGUAUAGAAGCAAUAGCAAGGAAAGUGAUAAAUUAAAUGCACAGACACACAGACAUUAAUGACCAGGUGAUAACAGAGACAAUAAUGAAGAUCAGAUCUCUUCGGCCACUGACUGAUCAGCCAUUAAGGGAGCUAAUCAGGAAUAGCCUCAAAGAGGGCCAGCCUGAACUACAUAUUUUAACUGAUAAG
Molecule: messenger RNA, 2969 nt
Organism: Struthio camelus australis
Lineage: Eukaryota; Metazoa; Chordata; Aves; Struthioniformes; Struthionidae
Gene: MEP1B
Product: meprin A subunit beta
Biological process (GO): proteolysis
Cellular component (GO): membrane
Molecular function (GO): metalloendopeptidase activity; protein binding; zinc ion binding
Source: RefSeq, a predicted model, not a curated record